UCCUAAUCCCUACCACUACAUCGUAUCUUCGUAAUUUUUAUUUAUUUUCAUACAUAUUGAAAGUUGAUUUAUUCAAUUUAACAUUUUUUUUUACUUAUAUCAAAAAGAAUAAUUUUAUUAAUUUAUUUGAGCGACGGAUGUAUGUUUGUUACAACAAAUUUAAAUCAUGGAUAAUUUGUCAGACUCAAUUAUCCAAUAUAAAAAUCAAUUGCUGAUAGUGAAGCAAAGCCUUGAAACAAACAAAAAUCCAGAAGAGCGCAAUUCUUUAUUAGAAUUAGAAGCUGAAUUGCAGCAACUAAUUGAUUUAACCGAAGAAAGUUUGAAUGCUCAAUGUCAACAAGAAGCUGAAGAGGAUUCCCUACAACUUCAAAAUGACGAUAGUCAGAAUGAAUUGGACAGCGAAUAUGCUCUAUUUAUGCAAGAAAUGGCACAGAGUGGAGCUUAUGAAAAAGAUAAAUGUCAAGAAACACUUGAAAAAUCAACAGAGAAUAGCCAAAAUGAAGACAGUGACAUAGAGGAUGAGUUAGCCUCUCUUCUUGGUAUGAAGUGUGCAGUUUACCACCAGCAUUCAUGGGGAGGGCAACCAAGCCUACACAAUGCAAUGGUUAGUGCGGUGGUCCCUAGGCAAGAUGAAGACAGGUUUAAUGAUUUACAGGUACGAGUUUUAUUUACACACCCCACUCAUACAGAAAUGUUACCAUGUCCAUUUUUUUUAAAUGGUGAAUGCAAGUUUGAUGAUGAAAAAUGUAGAUAUUCCCAUGGUGCCCUAGUACAAUUGUCAGAAUUAAAAGAAGCCAUAGAACCCAAAUAUGAUACACUCAAAGCAGGAAGUAGAAUAUUGUUGAAGCUUAAAGCACCUGAUGAUGAGGAUGUAAGCAUAGCAAAAAAGUCCACAGAAAAAUAUCAUUUAUGGCAUAGAGCUGUGGUAACCAGCGUUGAUCUAGAGAAUAGAUUGUGUGUCGCAAAGUUAGAGCAAGGAGUGAAAACGGGGGAGAAGAGAAAAUCAGCAGUAGAAGAAUAUCAUGUGCACUUUGAAGAGCUGUUUCCAUUAAACAAUGAUGAUGAUGAUAGCAGUGACUCAGAUGAUAGUAUCAGUGACACAGAGUACCCAGAAAUGAAGGUUGCUCGACCAGAUAUGGAUCAGGCGUUGAUUCUUGAUAAGAGUCUGCAGAAUAAUGCUCCUGCCAUGGGAGAGUGGGAGAAGCACACUAGAGGCAUAGGGUCGAAACUAAUGCUGGCGAUGGGCUACGUGCCGGGCGCGGGGCUGGGCGCGGCGGGCGCGGGGCGCGUGCAGCCGGUUGAGGCGCGCGUGCUGCCGCGCGGCUCCAGCCUCGACCACUGCCUCGCGCUCUCGCAACGAGCCGGUACACAGGAUCCGAUGAAGGUUGAGCAGCGACUAAAAAGGUUACAAAAGAAGGAAGAAGAGAGAAAUAAGAGAUCAUACGAGAGAGAGAAAGAAAGAGAGCGACGAAACGUUUUUAACUUUCUCAACAAAACCCUAGGCGAUAGUGCUGAAAAAUCUGAGCCAACCCCAGCUACUUCCAUAGAUUUAAAACAGUCUUCUAGUAAAGAUUUAAAUAUAGAACAAUUUAAAAUAGAAGAAGAUAGUAGAAAAAUAGAGAAUGAAAUUAUCAAGUUAAGAAAUACACUGAGCAGAUAUCCUGCAGGAACAAACGGUAACCGAAACGUCGGUAAUCAAAUAACAGAAAAGAACAAAGAGUUGGCGGCUUUAAAACAAAAGGGCCAACAGAUCGCCAGAGAACAAAAACUCAGAAAAGAUAAACAAAAGUUAACCAUGUUCUGAUUUUAUAUGUAUACUUGUUACUGAUUAUAAAUUGAUGAGAUUAUUAGAAAAAUCACGGUAAUCUCACGAAGAACUUGUUUUAAUCAAAAGUAUAUUUAAGGGCUAAAUACCUCAUUUACCGAAGACUGCUCUACGUUGUAUAAAAUCAUGUAAUAGACAAUAUGAGCGGAGCAUUAGUAACAACAUUGGCAAAUUGCAUUGGAAAAGGUUUAUCCAUUAUGCGAAUGAAAUCUUGCGGACAGCUAACAGUAUAUUACUGUGGAUAUGGAAUUACAUUAUCGAAAUGUAACCGUUUAUGAAUGUUAUUAUUUAUUUUAAGAUGCGAUAUAAGUAACCUUCUUUUUUUAAUUACACCAAA
Zerene cesonia (dogface butterfly) is the source of this 2162-nucleotide messenger RNA. RefSeq names its product zinc finger CCCH-type with G patch domain-containing protein. Gene Ontology annotation, molecular function: metal ion binding; DNA-binding transcription factor activity, RNA polymerase II-specific; RNA polymerase II cis-regulatory region sequence-specific DNA binding. The coding region runs from base 167 to 1804 and encodes 545 amino acids. The record is from RefSeq and is a predicted model, not a curated record. Gene Ontology annotation, cellular component: nucleus. Gene Ontology annotation, biological process: regulation of transcription by RNA polymerase II; negative regulation of DNA-templated transcription. The transcript has 10 exons. NCBI's taxonomy places the organism in Eukaryota, Metazoa, Arthropoda, Insecta, Lepidoptera, Pieridae.